AUUACAAUCUUGCAAGAUUGGCCUAGUUCAAUAUAGGCUAGUUCAGAUKAUUCGAUUCUAAUCAGACAAAUGUAUAAAUAAAUACAGUGUCAAAUACAAAAAUGUUUGUCCUCUAGUUUAAAAUGUCAUGGCGACAUGACUUUUGCUUGUUGUGUCUACUACCCCACAUUCCGCGCGGGGCGUGGGUCCGUUUCAGAUGCGCACGGCACGGGUACAGUUCCAAAUGCAAAGAGCGCUCACAGCUUCUGACCAACGACAGCUCUACGCCGCUCACCGCGUCGCAGGACUGUCAAGUGAAAAUGGGUCUCGAAAAGGUGAAUUACGAAACGAGUAUUAUCAUGGACGAGGACGAGUUCAACAGAUCAAUCGAACCGAUUCUGUCGAAAAAUGACAAAGUAUAUUCGGCGAUUCCAGACCGAGAUCCCAAUGACYUAAACGCGCACUUAAAGGUUGGUUUUGACGAUGUGAUAGCAGAGCCCAGUUCGAGCCACAGCUUCGACAAAGUAUGGAUAGGAAGUCACGCUGUCUUCGAACUGGUCAAAUAUGGCUUCUACCUAAUAUUGACCACCAUCCUUGCUGUGCCCAUGGCGUUUAUCCUUGGUAUUGUCUUCGGGGUCUUCAGCUGUGUUCAUAUUUGGGUGCUGAUGCCGGCGGUGCGGAGCUGUCUGAUGGCGCUGCCCUCUGUCCAGGUGGUCUGGAGCAGCCUGACAGACAUGCUCGUCACCCCCGUCUUCCACAGUAUGGGCCGGUGUCUGUCAUCAGUUCACGUCAAGACCACAGACAGCUGAUAGGGGCUUUUCUUCCCUGUCAUGAAGACGCACAGAGGGGGGAAAACAGGGGUCAGAUGAGAGAGACAUAAAAAGGAUUUAUUUAAGGCUAUAACUUUUUUGACAUAUGUCUAAGUGGAAAAAUAAGAUAUCCUUUACUCAUGUUUGUGUUGAAAUAUAUAAGCUCUUUAUAAAGCCAACAUCAACACUCCAUAAUAUCUGGUAGAAUUAUGAUAGGAUGAUUUAUAAGAAGGCUAACUGCUACCUGUAAAGUGAUGAUACGUUUAUAAGUGGUCAUAAAGGUUGAUUGGGGUAAACUUCCCUUAGACAACACCAUGACACCAUCUGGGUAAUAACAUGAUCCAACAUGAUCAUUUAUGUCAUCUGGAAUUUCACAAAAGAUMAAUAAUAAGGUUUGAUGUUGAUAGAAGUUCUUGUGUCAAGCUUUAUAAAGGGUUUUUAUGUAUACUGCCAAAAGGACCAUUUUGCAUUUGUGACCAAAACAAAUUAUUGUCAUUCCAUAGUUCUGAUUCUGAUUCUAAAGAACUGUUUUAAUCAUAUUCGAUCAGAUCAGGGCAACAUGGUUUUUGACGAUAAGGCAUCAUACCAUCCCUGACAGCAGACAUGUAAUAUUUGCGUAGUUUCUGCUUUUUAUGUGAUAUAUAUAUAGCAGAGAAUUCGGCUGGAAAUUGAAUGAAUGAAUUCCUUCAUAUGUUUUCUGUAAAAGAGUGUACAUAGAUCCAAGAUUCUGGGAUGCAACUUAUUGCAUACUUGUGCAGCCUUAUUUUGCUACUGCUGUGUUGAUCUCGCAGUGCUUUGGAUAUAUUUUUGGGCGUUAGCUUUUAUACUAAGGGGCAGUUUCCCGGACAUAGAUUAAGCCUAGUGUCUAGCCUAGAAAUUCUCUAUUAAGCUUCCUUUUUYUCUCCAUUACGCUUGCUUUUCUGUGUCCGGGAAACCAUCCCUAAAAAACCUACGGUAAAAACCUAAGACAGUUAUAUGCAUUUAAAUAAGAAGUGGACUAAAUGUCCAAUAUAAUAUAAAACAGGAGUAUUGGCUCUCUAACUUACUAUUUAUAUGCCACGCACAUUUGUCAUGUUUCUUGAUUGUCCAUGUUUUGAUUGAAGUCAUGAAAAAACUGGACAGAACUUGCUGCUUGUGUUCCUUAAGAUAAUGAGGUGAAUACACUCCAGUUCAUUCUAUUGAGUGAAGCCUUGAUACACUUGUCAGGUACAUGGCCUACACUCUUAGAAAAAAAGAAAAGGUACUAUCUAGAACCUAAAAGAGUUCUUCAGCUGUCCCCAUAUGAGAACCA
Molecule: messenger RNA, 2079 nt
Organism: Salvelinus sp. IW2-2015
Lineage: Eukaryota; Metazoa; Chordata; Actinopteri; Salmoniformes; Salmonidae
Product: caveolin-2-like
Biological process (GO): positive regulation of MAPK cascade; insulin receptor signaling pathway; negative regulation of endothelial cell proliferation
Cellular component (GO): Golgi apparatus; focal adhesion; perinuclear region of cytoplasm
Molecular function (GO): molecular adaptor activity; protein kinase binding
Source: RefSeq, a predicted model, not a curated record